CGCGAGGUCGGCGCGCGCGCUUCAGCGAGCGCAAGAGCAGAAGCAGGAGGAGCCUGAGGCUGCGAAAAGGGAAUCAUGUCUGCCCUCAUCUAUGUUAACACCCGUCAGCGUCGAUACCGCAGGGAGGAGGCCGCGCGCGCUGAGCUCGUUGCCCUUAGUCUGUAUGGCGCCGGGGGCCACCCAAAGCCCCGCCCCUUUUCCAUGCCCUCACCCAAGAUGGCGCCACCCUGGCUUCUCGAACCUCCAGUAGCUGGGAAAGGGACGGGAAAGAGAGAGAAGGGAGGGCGGCGGGGAGGAGGGAAGCCAAGAAGGCGGGGGAAAGGGGGAGUGCGGGGGAGAAGGGAGCCGAGGCGGAAGUCGAGGGGCCCCCCGGGUGGAAGUGACGCUACCCCCGCUGCCCAAAAUGUCGGCGCCCAGAGGGAGGUAGAGAGCCCCCACCCGCCAGUGCCCUCGAGCCACGCCACCAUGGAUGACGCCCCGCUGACAGCGCCCCCGGUCCCUGCCCCGGCCCCGGCCCCGGCUCCACCAGCUGUUGCCCCCCGCGUCCCGUUUCACUGCAGUGAGUGUGGCAAGAGCUUCCGCUACCGCUCGGACCUGCGGCGCCACUUCGCUCGGCACACUGCACUCAAACCCCACGCGUGUCCGCGCUGCGGCAAAGGCUUCAAGCACAGCUUCAACCUGGCCAACCACCUGCGCUCGCACACAGGCGAGCGGCCCUACCGCUGCUCCGCCUGCCCCAAGGGCUUCCGAGACUCCACCGGCCUGCUGCACCACCAGGUCGUCCACACCGGCGAGAAGCCCUACUGCUGCCUAGUCUGCGAGCUCCGCUUCUCUUCGCGCUCCAGCCUGGGCCGCCACCUCAAGCGCCAGCACCGUGGGGUGCUCCCGUCCCCCCUGCAGCCCGGCCCGGGCCUGCCCGCCCUGAGCGCUCCCUGCUCGGUCUGCUGCAACGUGGGGCCCUGCUCGGUGUGCGGGGGCGCGGGGGCUGGCGGCGGAGAGGGCCCGGAGGGGGCGGGCGCGGGCCCGGGGAGCUGGGGGCUGGCGGAGGCGGCGGCCGCCGCGGCGGCCUCGCUGCCUCCGUUCGCGUGCGGAGCUUGCGCGCGGCGCUUCGACCAGGGCCGCGAGCUGGCAGCGCACUGGGCCGCGCACACCGACGUGAAGCCCUUCAAGUGUCCGCGCUGCGAGCGCGACUUCAACGCCCCCGCGCUGCUGGAGCGCCACAAGCUGACCCACGACCUGCAGGGGCCGGGCGCGCCCCCCGCGCAGGCCUGGCUCUCCGGGGCUGGCACCGGGCCCGAGACGGCCGGCGAGGGCGGCGCCGCGGAGGCGGGCGAGGCCCAGCCGGCCUGGGACGGCAGGCUGCUCCCGGGCCGCGCCGGGGGCGCCGUGCCCGAGCUGGGGGCGCUGCUCCCCGAGGGCGGCGGGGAGGCCCCUGCGCCCGCGGCCGCGGCCGAGCCGUCGGAAGACACCCUCUACCAGUGCGACUGCGGGACCUUCUUCGCGUCGGCGGCGGCGCUGGCCGGCCACCUGGAGGCGCACUCGCGGCCCGCGACCUACGGCUGCGGCCACUGCGGCGCCCUCUACGCGGCCCUGGCGGCCCUGGAGGAGCACCGGCGCGCCAGCCACGGCGAGGGCGGCGGCGCGGAGGCGGCGGCGGCGCCCGCCCCGGAGAGGGAGCCCGCGUCUGGGGAGCCUGCGUCCGGCUCGGGCCGCGGCAGGAAGAUCUUCGGCUGCUCCGAGUGCGAGAAGCUGUUCCGCUCGCCGCGGGACCUGGAGCGGCACGUGCUGGUGCACACGGGCGAGAAGCCGUUCCCGUGCCUGGAGUGCGGCAAGUUCUUCCGCCACGAGUGCUACCUCAAGCGCCACCGGCUGCUGCACGGCCCCGAGCGGCCCUUCCCCUGCCACGUGUGCGGCAAGGGCUUCAUCACGCUCAGCAACCUCUCCAGGCACCUGAAGCUGCACCGGGGCAUGGACUGACGUGGCCAGGCCGCGCGCCCCUCCGCUGGACCGCCCCUCCCAAGGGCUGGACUCAGGGCCCGGGCCAGGGGACCUAGGGACCACGAGGGAGGCCCCGGCCCUCCAGAUCCAGACACGGGCCCCGAGAUGCGGGGACCCUGGCUGGAGACAUGGAGCCACCAAACACACGGGCCCCUGAGCUGGGGGGCAGCGAAUGCACGGAGAGAUUCCUCAGCGCGAGGGUCCCGGAUCUCCGGAGAGAUUCCUAAGCUCCAGGCCCCUGGAAUACGUGCUGGGCACCCCCAAGUCAAUAGGCUCCUAAGCUGCGGGACCUAGGAAUGAGAAAUGGGUCUCCAGCAGUACUUCUCAUCUUGAGGGCCCAGAUAAUACAAGAUGGGCACCCCUCCCCCCAGGGAAGACUGCCCCUCUCCCUAAGAGCGGUCAUUCCGACGACCUUGAUCCGGAGAACGGCGGGGG
Kogia breviceps (pygmy sperm whale) is the source of this 2433-nucleotide messenger RNA. It is a transcript of the gene FIZ1, whose product is annotated as FLT3 interacting zinc finger 1. The record is from RefSeq and is a predicted model, not a curated record. Lineage: Eukaryota; Metazoa; Chordata; Mammalia; Artiodactyla; Physeteridae.